AUGCCGACCUUUGGAGGCCUACUCAAGAAGCGGCGGACGAAGGACUCGAAAUCCAAGGACCUUGACUCUGCUCCGGAGACCACUGUGGCCGUCUCUCCUCCCACCGCUGCCGUCUCUGCGCCCGCUGCGAUCGCCGGCCAUACCGCUCAACAGCCCAGCCAGCCCGGUCAACACCAACAGCUCAGCCAACAGCCCGGCCAACAGUCCAGCCAGCAGUCCAGCGUGAAUAACGACGCUGUCGGUGCCGCUGAACACUCGAUCUCUGCCUCCUCUGCGCCUGCUGCUGGCGUUGCCGCCAUUGACUCGCCCUCCAGCACUCUCGCGCCCGCUCUCGCCAACAUGUCCACCACCUACCAGCGUCCCAGUCCUCACCCGGCCUCGGGGCCAGGCGACGUCUCGCAGUCGAGAUCUCCCCAGCAGACGCAGCCUUUCGGCCGAGUCCAUCUCGUCCAGUCUAUACACAACCAGCGGUUCUACGCUAUAAAAGUGCUCAAGAAGGCACAGGUGGUCAAGCUAAAGCAGGUCGAGCAUACGAACGAUGAACGCGCGAUGCUGGAGCGGGUCAAGCAUGCGUUCCUGGUUACGCUCUGGGGCACCUUCCAGGAUGCAAAGAACCUCUACAUGGUGAUGGAUUUCGCCGAGGGCGGCGAAUUGUUCAGUCUGCUCAGGAAGUCGCAGCGGUUCCCAAAUCCAGUGGCGAAAUUCUAUGCUGCCGAAGUUACUCUGGCUCUGGAGUAUCUGCACUCGAAGAACAUUGUUUACAGGGACCUGAAGCCGGAGAAUCUCCUCUUGGAUAAGAACGGGCACCUGAAAAUCACAGAUUUUGGUUUCGCGAAGGAAGUAAGGGAUAUCACAUGGACUCUCUGCGGCACUCCAGACUAUCUGGCUCCCGAAGUCGUCUCGUCCAAGGGCUAUAACAAGUCCGUCGAUUGGUGGUCCCUCGGUAUACUCAUCUUCGAGAUGCUCUGCGGCUUUACUCCGUUCUGGGACAGUGGCUCCCCCAUGAAAAUAUACGAAAACAUCCUAAAAUGCCGUGUCAAAUACCCUCCCUCUCUAGUUCCAGAUGCACAGGAUCUUCUAUCUCGACUAAUCACGCCGGAUCUUACUAAGAGGCUGGGCAACCUGCACGGUGGAUCGGAGGAUGUCAAGAACCAUCCGUGGUUUGCGGAGGUCACUUGGGAGCUACUUGCCCAACGGCGGAUAGAUGCUCCCUAUAUACCACCUGUCAAGGGUGGAUCGGGCGAUGCCUGCAUGUUCGAUACCUACGCGGAAGAGACGGAACAGUAUGGCCUCCCUGCAGAGGAUGAAUACGGCCAUCUCUUCCGCGACUUUUAA
Molecule: messenger RNA, 1335 nt
Organism: Arthroderma uncinatum
Lineage: Eukaryota; Fungi; Ascomycota; Eurotiomycetes; Onygenales; Arthrodermataceae
Product: cAMP-dependent protein kinase type 3
Exons: 5
Coding region: 1-1335 (444 amino acids)
Biological process (GO): peptidyl-serine phosphorylation
Cellular component (GO): nucleus; cAMP-dependent protein kinase complex
Molecular function (GO): cAMP-dependent protein kinase activity; ATP binding
Source: RefSeq, a predicted model, not a curated record